This is a messenger RNA of Chenopodium quinoa (quinoa), 3104 nucleotides long. RefSeq names its product proline transporter 2-like. The transcript has 8 exons. Bases 1103 to 2308 code for a protein of 401 amino acids. Lineage: Eukaryota; Viridiplantae; Streptophyta; Magnoliopsida; Caryophyllales; Amaranthaceae. Gene Ontology annotation, cellular component: plasma membrane. The record is from RefSeq and is a predicted model, not a curated record.
CUAAGCCUUUGAAUACUAUUACUUGUAUAUUUUUUUUCAUGUCAUCAUCUAAGCUUUUGAAUUAUUGCUCUGACAAUUCUGUUUAUUAACACUAUAUGUCACAAAGUUGUAAGUGCUAGUAUAAGUCUUAUUCCAUCUCCACGCCUAAGUCAGUCCGUCUGUCCUAUAUAGAUAUUAUAAAUAGUAUGUGUGACAAUUAAUUAUGAACAAAGGGAGCAGAAUAUUAGAAAGAAACACUUUCUGAUAGUGGGAAGGAGAGAGGACAAUAUCUCUUGGCUUUAGGCCAAUGGUGUCAAUCACCCCGCCAUGCACUGACAUAUCUUUCCAAAGAAACAUAAGUACUUCGUACUUCCUUUGUUUCCUUAAAAUUUCAGCAGUGUGAGGUGAACAAGAAGACCUUAAAACAAGCAAGAUUACUUUAAGUUUAGGUUAUGUUUAGCUAUCAAGUCAUCGACGUAAUUACCUUAAUAAUUCAUGCAAGAUUUAUAUAACAGCCUACAACCAACCUAGAGAGAAAAAAAAAAAAAAAAAAAAAAAAAGACACUAACCAAAAGUAUGCAAAAUUUUAAAUAACAUCCCACAGCUAACCAGCAAACAAUUUGGUAACGUCCGGAGUUUUGUCUAUUUGAUUUUAUCCGAGCAUGACUCGAGCACUAUCUAGUAAUGUAUAAACUUCGGGUGACCUCUCUGGCUCUCACUAGCCAAAGACACUGAAUCACAUAUACAGGGGUAAUGAGCUUAUGGGCUGAGACACCUAAUUCCUAUCCCAUUUUGUUCCCCUCUCCCUUAUCCUUGAGUCUCAAGUGAUGAGAUAAGUGACCACCGAGUCAUUUUUUGUCUUCUUGAUAUAACAGGUCCAGCUUCUUGUCUUAUAUGCAAGAUUUCGACUGCAACAUUAGAAUCUUAGUACAGUUACUAUGUCCUUAGUUUGUUUUUGAGGGAGGACUGAAGAUUACUUCUCAUAUUAAGCCUAAGGUGGCGGUUCCCUCUACCAUAGUGCAAUAUCUCUUAGCACUAGAUCAGUGAAGUGUACAAAAAAGAGGAAAAUGUGUUAUCCUACACUUAUUUACAAUUUAAAUAUUCAUGGCAGCAGGUUAGUUUGAUGCUCAUAACAAGCUUCAACUGUGGAUGGAUACUAAGCUUUUCAAACCUUAUGUUGGUGCCCCUGGGUUGGGUAUGGGGUAUUGUCUGCUUAGUUCUUGUUGGGUUCUUCAGUUGCUACUCAAGCUGUGUAUUAGCAGGCUUUCACUUCAUCCAAGGUCAGAGAUUCAUCAGAUACAGAGACGUCAUGGGGUAUCUAUUUGGAAAGAAAUUGUACUAUGUAACAUAUAUGCUCCAAUUUUCAACCUUUAUUUUAUCAAAUAUGGGUUUCAUCCUUCUAGGAGGCAGAGCACUGAAGGAGAUAAAUCUGGUGUUCAGUGAGACAGCCUUGAGGCUCCAGUAUUACAUCAUUAUCACAGGAGUAGUAUACUGCAUAUUUGCUUUUGUCGUCCCAAACAUGUCUGCCAUGAGAGUGUGGGUAGGAGCUUCUACAUUUCUCACCUUCGGUUUUAUUGGAGUUCUUCUUGCGGUAUCAGCAAAAGAUGGAAAUUCUAACAGACACAGAAACUAUGAAGUUAGGGGUAGCACAGUGGGUAAGGUGUUUAAUGCCUUAGGUGCAGUAUCAGCCAUGAUCGUAAGCAACAAUUCAGGGAUGGUACCAGAAAUACAGUCAACUCUCCAGAAGCCAGUUGUCAGGAACAUGAGAAUUGCCUUGUGUACACAAUAUACUGUUGGCCUCAUGGUAUAUUAUGGUGUUAGUAUCUACGGAUAUUGGCUUUAUGGUUCAGAUGUUCCAGAUUAUCUCCCUAUGGCACUAAGCGGCCCAAAAUGGGCGAAGAUCCUGAUCAACUUAGCGGUCUUUCUACAAAAUGUCAUCUCUCAACAUAUGUUCUUCCAACCAGUUCAUGAGGCGCUAGAUACCAAGUUUCUGAAAGUUGACGAGAGUACAUACUCAAGAAGAAAUAUAAAAAGGCGAAUUUUGCUACGGGUACUUGUAUUUACAGGCAAUACUUUGGUGACAGCGGCCAUACCUUUCAUGGGAGAUUUCAUGAACCUCUUGGGAUCAUUUACACUUGUUACAUUAACUUUUAUCUUUCCAAGCAUGAUCUACAUCAAGGUUAAGGGGAAGACUGCUAGGACUGGGAUGAAGGCAUGGCAUUGGAUUCUCAUCAUUGUAUUUUCCAUACUAGCAGUGGCAACUACAAUCUCAGCAGUCAGAUUAAUCAUCAAUAAUGUUAGAAACUAUGAAUUAUUUGCCAAUCAAUAAUAUUGAAGUACAUACAGGCAGCAAUAGGCUCUAAUCAAGGUCAUUAGUGUUCCUAACAGUAGCUUCUACAGCAGUGCUCCAAAAUAAAAGUGCAAGAAUACCCCUGGCUGCAUUGCUGGGGAAUUGUUAAGCAAAAUGUGACACAACCAGCACUCCUUAAAUUAGAAUAUUAUAUAACUAUGGAUUUGCAAAGCAAAGCAGAUGAAGGUUUUAUUAACAAAAGAUAUAAAAGAAAAGGGCCAAAAAAAAUUGCAACUGCUAUGGGCAAGGACAUGCUGGGGGAGUUUAGACAUCAUCUUUACAGAGGUAACUCUCCGGGGAAAAAGAAAUUUUCUGGGAAAAAGUUACCUUUCUUCAAGUGUUGGACUCGAAAGAUGGCAGGACUGUCAGACGGAAACAGAGAAACUGUCCAAGGAGAACGUCGAAUAAGCAAUGUCGGUGAACAAGCGAGGGAGCAGGAAAAGUUGAAAAACAGUGGAGACCAAUUUAGCCAUGCAUACAACAGAAAGGAAUGAAUGGGCAUGCAAAUGGAGUUAGGGUGGGGAGUAGUAGCUCCCAACCCAGUUUCUUUCCCCUGAGAUAGAGGUUCAACUACUACCAAGAGCAUGUGGAGAUUACAGCUUCCCUCCAUUCACUCUCCUUUAUACCUAAAACAUAACCAAGUAGAUAGAGAUUAAAUGAAUUGCAUGUGUAAAUUUCCCAGAUUAAGGUCUUAGAAGAUAAAAUCAAUUCCUGUAAUUAUAGACCAUCAAGUGUAUCCAACCUUUUCACAUUGGUAAAGCAGUAAUUCAAACUA